Molecule: messenger RNA, 4086 nt
Organism: Paramuricea clavata
Lineage: Eukaryota; Metazoa; Cnidaria; Anthozoa; Malacalcyonacea; Plexauridae
Source: the annotation of a GenBank genome assembly
UGACAAAAUAAGGUGCUAUGAUUGGUUCGUACACACGUGCGUAUGACGUGAGUAUGAGAUGUAGAUACCGUAGUUCACUAGUUCAGACACUCGUUGGCUGUCGAGAGGUGAGUAUGCGAAAAAAUCGUGGUCUUUCGGUUACUGAUGUAUAUUGAAGAAAUCGAACUAUCGAAGCUAAAUUACCUCUACUCUUCUUGUAUAGGUCUGUACAAGAUUCUGCUGUCUUUGGAAAAAGUUUGAAAGAAUCAAAGUAAGAAUUAUUCUAUGUUUAGUUUAACAAUAUUUAUUAAAAGCAUUUAGUACAUUUACGUAUAUCACGUUAAAGUCCAGUUUAAUAGCGAAAGCAUAAAAAUGUUAAGGGGUAUUUGCAUUUUAGUUUUUGAGCCGAAAUGAUGUUUAAGACAUUGAGUUUUGUAAAUUUAAGCUUAAUAUCCUUAGGUGUAAGACGUGUAUUUAAAUUAAAGCAGGAUUCAAUAAAUCUCAAACGACAAUCACGUUCUUUGUCAAGUAGUCGAUCGAUAGUUUUGAUAUAGUGUCACUGUCUGAGAUUUAGGAUACUCGAAUCGUCGGGUUGUCAGUUUUGCGAUAUGUUUUACUGAAAAAGAUCUAGCACAAAGGACGUACAUUUCAACGAUUCUAUCAAUACGACGAGAAUAGUUUUGAGUUAAUAUUGAGCAAGAUACCGAUAACUAUAAGAUCUUAUUCGCAUAUACCUUCAUCUUGACUUUCAAGUUUCUCUUCCAAGCGAAGGAAAAUCUUGUGUUAGUCUUUCUUUGAUCCAUAAAUGCGGCUUUAAAGAGAAAAAGUAGCAGAUUAGUGCUUGGAAUGUAUAAUUUCGUUCGGAUACGAACAUUUAUCGAUAGAUAAAAUUCAAGAAUAGGCUUUAGGAAUUCCCCGCAAUACAACAAUGACGUCAUCGAAACCAGAUUUAUUACAUUGUAUUGAGCUCAAUAAUAUUGAAUAUAAGCAUUUGGACAAGUUUCGAGAUUGGAUAAGCAAUUUCUCUAGAUAUUUUUAUAUGUAGUUUAUAAGAAAAGGCUGUAGUAAAUUACGGUUAAGACAAGUGAUUUCGUUUCUAUAAUUCUAUUAACAUAAUUAAUGAAUUCUAAGAAGAGAUUUUCCAAGUAUGUCGGAAAUGACGUCAUAUGGAUACAAGUAUAUUUAAAGUGGCUCCAUGUUGUUUUCAACCAUAAAAUAGCGACACUAAGUUAAAGGCUUAUUAGAGAGAGAGAGGUUUAUUUGACAGGAAUGCUUAAAUAGACUAUUCACGGUAAAUAGUACAGUUCAUCUCUAAGGAGGAUACAUGUAUGUUUCACCGUAGGGAACAUUUAAAGUAAAUCCGUGAUGGUAUUUUCUGUGUUUCGAGAAUUUUGACGAUUUUAAGAGAUAGUCCAGAACUCUAAAUUGAAACGCUUAAAACAUUGCAUCGCAAAAAUUCACAUCAUAAAAUGUAACAAAUAUGUUAUCGUUGCCAUAUGUACUUUCCUGAAUUUCCAAAGGAUUUGGCAAUAAUUUUACCAGGCCUUCCCGGCUCAACCUGGCUAAUGGCUAUAUCUCUCGUAUAUUUUGGUAGGCGAAGAACUGCGUAUUUCUUUUCUUUUUAUUUCACAAUAAGCACAAUAUGGAAGCGAAAUGGGACCCACAGAAUAAAUCUCAAUAUAUGAAAGGAAUUGAAGAGAAUAUUUGGAGAGAAUGUCCUGACCGACAUAUUCCGGAGCUUAAAAGGGAGUUUGACAAGAAGCGAUUUGGUUGCAGAGAAGCUUGUAAGUACAAGUUCCAAACCAAAUAAGAAAUAAUGGUUAGGGUUAUGUUUAUAGAGCAAGGUUAGAGGUGGCUUUCUAUAUUGAUUACCAGAAUCACAGUGCACAGUUUUACGUUAGUAUUACGCUAAGAUGGGGGUUAGGAUUAGGCUUGAAACAGAGUUAGAAUUAUAAUUCUAAGAUGAGAGAUUACAGUUGGAGUUACAAUUGGGAUUAGCACUGUAAUAGCCUGCAAAAUGUUUAGGAACGAACUUUCCCUAAGUCUCCUGUAAAUAGUAUAUUAAAAAAAGUCUUACUGUGGUCUAUAUAUUGAACACAAAAUAGCCUGUAAACUAGUUAUGACCAAAACGAAGCUAAAUUUAUGUAGUAUUCAUCGUCGCAGCCACGAAAUAAGCUGUCACCUACAUAUGUGAAUACACCAUUCCAGUCUCAUUUAUGUAUUGUUUGUUUAAAAAUAUAGCAACAAGUGAAGAAGGAGGCCCCAUUAUGCAACCUGAGCAUGAUCCGGAUAAUAGCGAGGUAAUACGUCUUUUUCUUUAGUAAUAUAUUACACAUCAUUGUUUCAAUGCAGAGGUCAUCCUAAGUCCUCCCAGAAUGACUAGUUCUACAUGUAAAUCAUCAAAUCACCCGCAAAGGACCUAUAGAGUUGCAUGUUUUCGCGGCUGUUCCUGGUUAGAACUACUGAACUAAUAAAUGUAUAUAAACUUCCACUCGAUAAUUUCCAUCUACACAAGACUACUAUAUUAUACAUAGACUAUCUGUACAACUAUUAUUGAAUCAAGAGUAUGAGAUGAGAUGCUAACAAAAUCUCGAUAUUUACCCAUCAAUUAAUUGAUAUACUUUUCAUCCACAAUAAAUUUAUAUUUGUUAUAAUAAUACUACUAUUUUAAUUACCUAACAAAUGUAUAUUUGCUGCAUAAGUCAACCAAUCGAUUAAGAUCGAAACAUUCGUUUGUCGGUCAUUUAAUGCACAUUCUUUGGGAUACGUUGCUGGACUCCUGAGACAAAAUGCAAGAAAGACGUCAUGCACUGAAACCGAAGAUGAAAGUCAUUUUCAACUGAUGAGAAGAAACGGCAGUUAUGGCAACUAUGUUUUUGUUUGCUUCGGUUUUCUGAAGCAAACAAAAACAUAGUAACAAUAACUGCCCCUAUGCACGAUGAUUGGUUAAAAACCUGAUAAUACACCUGGCUUAGCCUAAUAACACACAUGGUUCCCAACCGGCUGAUGGCUGAAAUAACUGGUUUAAUUGACAAUGCUGAUGAUACGACUGGUUUAUCGCCUAAUGAUUCCAACUUGAUGGCUGAAAUGCAAUGAUCAAUCUGAUGUUUUAACUGGUCCAAGACCUAUAACGAUUAAUCAUACGGUUUCCAACCUGAUGGGAGUGAUGGCUGAAACAACUAGAUGUCAUAAUCGAUUGUUGACUAACGAAAAGCCGCGGUUUGCAAUUAACGGUUUAACGUCGAAGAAGACUAUCUAAAUGUGUCUAUUAGGCUAUGUAUUGUUUAAAACGUUCUAUAACUGGUCAGAAAAAGUGUGGAAAGAAGGACAAGGGGAAAGCUAAACCAUAAACUGAGCAAACUUUUUUUUCAUGAAACUUGCAUGUAAAAAUUCGACAGAUAUAAGAUUAUUCUCUAUCUGAUUCUCUCGUUAUAAAUCUUCCUCGUUCAACAUCGACCUAUUAAAUUCAAAAAAGGCUCCAACUAUAGUCUUAAUGCAGUUAUAUAAUAUUGGAGUACACUAUAUGGUUUACAUAAAGUUUGCCAUAAUGCCAUUCUCAAUUUUCUUUAUGUAGGCCAACAACAUGAAUUAUUCACACAGAGGAAAAUGAUGACAACACAUUCCACGAACAUGCAGCCGAAGCAAACAAAAACAUAAAGAAGUUAACGAGAUUUAAGAUGGCGAAAAAUGGUCUUCAUCAUGGUUUCCUCAAACUGCAAAUUGGGCUGCAUGUUCUUGAAUGGACUUUAUAUUCAUUAAUAAUAUUGUAAUCACCAGUAUAAUAAUAAUAAUAAAAUAUUGUGCCGGUGUCUCAAAAUGUUUUGGCGUUUGAUUAAUAUGUCUAUACGAAUACAUCUCAAUCAGUCAAUAUUUGAUGAAAAUCUACAUUAGAUCAACACCACUAAAUUUAACUAUUAUCGUAUUCUGAAUACAAUACAACUGUCACUUUCAGUGCGAUAACUGUUCACGUUUUUAACUAUAUAAGACUACAGUACAUCAAACGCUCAAAGUAUUUUGGGACCACGCAGCAUAAGACCUAUAUAGUGUAUGUAUAUAACCAAUACACUUAAAAAUCAACGAAAUAAAAUUUGAAAUAUCACAAAUUUC